GCGGAUUCUCUCAUAAUCCCUUUUUAAAUAUCAAAAAUUAUCUUUGAUCAAGUCAGUCUCGCCAGCUAUCACCCCACUGGGCACUUUCGCACUCGCAAUCUAAAUUCACGUCGCCAUUUCAUUUGGAUUCCCAUUACAGCAUCGUGGUUAGCAACAUAGCCAUUCUGUUACAACGACAGCAGAUACUCUUAUCUUUUGUCGACUCGCUGUCACAGCAAGCUCUUGUUGCCAAUUCUGCAGCACCGCCGUGUUUUCUGUCGCAGAUUUUUAAACGUUUCUUUUCAUCUGUUGAAGCAGAAUCUACUAUCAACCUCGCCAAAGACAACUCCUGGGUAUACUGGCAUCCCAACCUCCUUCUUUAACACUGUUAUAAUACGACCACCGUCAAUAACAGCAUCUUCUUCCAUAAUGUCUGCCCAUGUUCCAGUAGUUCCUAUAGACUAUAACCGCUGGUUCAAAAACCAGCAAUACGGCCCGGGAGCCUAUCCCGCCAUCGAUACCCUGACUUUUCUUUGCCGUCAGGAUGCAGCAAUCUAUAAUGCGAGAAUACGGUUUCAAGAAGAAACCAUGAGAGUUCAUGAGACCGUUGCACCAACAACAGCAACAGCCUACGACAUCACCGAUCUCAGUCGCCAUGUCAUUGGCUAUUGGGAAAUGAUGCUUAGCGUAGCAAAAGCGGAUCCUGUCUGGGCGGCCAGUUACGGAGGCACCAAUACGCCGCGCUCCUUCAAUAGUAGUUGGAGUCGCGCGAAGCAGCACAUCAGGGAGCUUAUUAUUAAGAAUCAGCGUGCCGCAGAUCAGGCUGCUGCUGAUGCGGCUGAUGAUAUUUGGGAGGUUGAUUAUGAAGGGGAAGAGGGUAGCGAUCAAGAGAUUGAUGACAGCAUUGUUGUUGCGGAGAACAACGAUGACGGAGAAGAGGGCACUGACGAAGAAAUGGAAGAAGAUAAUGAAGGGGAAGAAGAUAGCGAUGAAGAAAUGAAUGAAGAUGGUCAAGGAGAAGAAUGUAGUGAUGAAGGAGAAGAAAAUAGCAAUGAAGAAACUGAUGACAACGAUGAAGAAGAAUUGGGCUUUUACGAAGGAUGAUACGAGUUCUUUUUGUGGGAUAAUAUAUAGUCUCGAUUCCUCUUGUUUAUACUUGUUUUCAUAACUUUCCAAAAAGCAAAUAUAUACCACUCUAAACUCGGAAUCGAGUACUUCCUGAAUUGUACUUUCGAUUACUGAUUUGAGUUGCCAGAAUCUGAACAUCCUUUGAGAAUUUGUGUAGUUGCGUAUGCCUCGACGAUGGGUUUUA
Messenger RNA from Botrytis cinerea B05.10, 1291 nucleotides. RefSeq lists its product as hypothetical. NCBI's taxonomy places the organism in Eukaryota, Fungi, Ascomycota, Leotiomycetes, Helotiales, Sclerotiniaceae. Bases 409 to 1083 code for a protein of 224 amino acids. The record is from RefSeq and is a predicted model, not a curated record. The transcript is spliced from 2 exons.